Messenger RNA from Bacillus rossius redtenbacheri, 2113 nucleotides. RefSeq names its product probable methyltransferase-like protein 25. Bases 662 to 2017 code for a protein of 451 amino acids. The record is from RefSeq and is a predicted model, not a curated record. The transcript is spliced from 6 exons. NCBI's taxonomy places the organism in Eukaryota, Metazoa, Arthropoda, Insecta, Phasmatodea, Bacillidae.
AUGGGGGUGAAACUUAGGCUGUCCGUGUGCGACGAACGAAUGCCAUGUGGACACUGGACAGUCUUUCGAAUGGUUAUAUGAAAUAGUUUAAUGAUUUUUCUUUUACAGGAUAAAUAUUUACGCGGACCAUUGGCAGGGCGUGGAUUGAGGUGUCUUCCCCACAAACGGCAUCAAGUUAUUUGACUGUUUAAUGCUAAACAUGGACUGAGGACAGGAUGUCGAUUCCUGCAGACAUCUCGAGUGUGGCGAGUGAUGACAUCAAUGAUGUGUUUGACUCCAUAGCUCUCAGCGAAGAACGAUUGUCUGAGCAGGGCUACCAGGAGGGUUUGCAGAAGGGUUGCACCCAAGGUAAGAUAGAUGGCUUUCACAUGGGGUACCAUAGAGGAGCGCAAAUCGGGGCAGAGCUUGGUUACUACACGGGCGUGCUGAAAGCAGUGCAGUCAGCUGCAGCGAGCGGCAGCAGCAUACUCACCGAAAAGAUCGCUUUAGACAUUGCGAAGUUACUACAGUUGCUGGAAAGUUUCCCUCGCACCAACGCCAGGGAAGAAGACAUCUUAGCACUCCGCGACAACAUCAAGGCAAAAUUUAAAAAAAUCUGCUCCGUGUUGAAAAUCAACAGUUUGUUUACCGAGUAUCCCAGUGUUUCAUUUUGACAUUUCAAAUGGAGGACUUCAGCGAAACAAAAAUAAUUUCGGCACUGACUUCCGUGCUCCAGUUUCUGGAUAGAGUAAAGCCGCUGAUAGACAGUCACAUGGUGCUGUUCUUCACCGAGCAGUACUGGUCGACGCUCGUUCCCGAGGCCAUUCGAAGGGAGUUUGAGCGUGUGGGCAUGGAAGGGUUCGCUCCGGUGCUCUGGGACGGCGGGGGACGCCGCGAGGAGCUGCCCCAGGACUGCCGGAGCCUCGCGGAGUUCCUGCGCGAUGCCAGGGAGAUGUACGCGGGCAGUCUCGGCGACGUCGUCCUCACGAACCGGCAGCUGAAGGAGAGACUGCGUGGCGGGGAGCGGCACGGAGGCCUGCCGUCGGGGCAGUGCAUGUCCCGCAAGAAGCACCACGAGGUGGGGGUGAUGGCGGAGGUGGCUGCCGCGCUGGCGGCAGCCUCGGGGGCGAGCCACGUGGUGGACGUGGGCGGGGGCAAGGGCUACCUGGGCUCCGCGCUGGCCCUGCUUCACGGCCUGCCAGUCCUGGGCGUCGACUCGUCCCGGGGCAACACCUCCUCUGCGGCCCGGCACAGCCACAAGCUCCAGAAGGCGUGGAGAGGAGCCAGCAGCACAAGGAACGAGGAGCGUGAGAAUGCCACGGCGGCAGGCGGUCGCUACAAGGUGGUGACCAUGUUCAUGGACCGGGACACGCGGCCGUCGCAGCUGGUGCAGGAGCACUGGGGCGGGGCGGGCGACUGCCGAGUGUGCCUGGUGGGGCUUCACGCGUGCGGGGACCUCUCCCCCGCCUGCCUGGGGGCCUUCGUCGCGGACGGGCGGGCGGCAGCGCUGUGCCUUGUGGGCUGCUGCUACAACCUGCUGGGGGAGGCCGGCCUCCCCGUCAGCCGCCGGGGGCCCCGUCUGGGCCGCAACGCCCGGAUGCUGGCCGCGCAGGCGUGCCACCGAGUCGCCGACACCCGGCAGUUGGCGGUGGAUUCCCUGUUUUACCGAGCUCUCCUGGAAGUCCUGUUGGUGGAGAGCUGUGGCCGAGAUGCCCGCUGGGGACAUGUGGGGCGGAUCGCAGCAAAGUGCGGCAGCUUUCGAGAGUACGUGCACAAGGCCACAGAGAAGCUGGGUCUCAGCGUGCAGGUGUCUGAAUCUCGGAUUGAGAGCUUGUACGCACAGUAUUUGCCUCAGAAAGACCAAUUGCAGGCUUUCUUUUCCUUGCGCGUUGCUCUUGCGCCGGUGGUGGAGACUGCUUUGCUGCUGGAUCGUCUCCUGUACCUUCAUGAGCAGGGUUUCCACAAAUCUUGCUUGGUUCAGUUAUUUGAUCCUGUUGUUUCUCCACGUUGUUAUGGCAUAGUUUCAGUAAAGAGUUAAUAGUUAAUAGUGAUUGUGAUUUUUUGUUUUCCUGUGCUUGUUGUUCAGAUGCAUGUAUUUAAACUUUGGCAUUAAAAAUUGUAUUUUGCUAUAACA